Messenger RNA from Ornithorhynchus anatinus (platypus), 2841 nucleotides. RefSeq names its product protein geranylgeranyltransferase type I subunit beta (gene PGGT1B). Gene Ontology annotation, biological process: protein geranylgeranylation. The transcript is spliced from 9 exons. Gene Ontology annotation, cellular component: CAAX-protein geranylgeranyltransferase complex. NCBI's taxonomy places the organism in Eukaryota, Metazoa, Chordata, Mammalia, Monotremata, Ornithorhynchidae. The coding region runs from base 40 to 1146 and encodes 368 amino acids. The record is from RefSeq and is a predicted model, not a curated record. Gene Ontology annotation, molecular function: CAAX-protein geranylgeranyltransferase activity.
GCGGCUGCCGCUGAGGAGGAGGAGGACAGGGAGAGGUCCAUGGCGGACGGGGGUGGGGAGCGGCUCGAUUUCCUGCGGGACCGCCACGUCCGUUUCUUCCAGCGUUGUCUUCACGUCCUGCCGGAGCGCUACUCAUCGCUGGAGACCAGCAGGCUGACAAUUGCAUUUUUUGCACUCUCCGGGCUGGAUAUGUUGGAUUCCUUAGACGUGGUGAACAGAGAUGAUAUUAUAGAGUGGAUUUAUUCCCUGCAGGUUCUUCCCACAGAAGACAAAUCAAAUUUAAAUCGUUGUGGAUUCCGAGGCUCCUCUUACCUGGGAAUUCCUUUCAGUCCAUCAAAGCCUCCUGGUACAGCUCACCCUUAUGAUAGUGGGCACAUAGCAAUGACUUAUACUGGUCUGUCGUGCCUGGUUAUUCUUGGAGAUGACUUGAGCCGAGUAAAUAAAGAAGCUUGCCUGGCUGGCCUGAGGGCACUUCAGCUGGAAGAUGGAAGUUUUUGUGCCGUACCGGAAGGUAGCGAGAACGACAUGAGAUUUGUGUACUGUGCUUCCUGCAUUUGCUACAUGCUCAAUAACUGGUCAGGCAUGGAUAUGAAGAAAACCAUAGACUACAUAAGAAGAAGUAUGUCCUAUGACAACGGACUGGCGCAGGGAGCUGGACUAGAGUCUCAUGGUGGAUCCACUUUUUGCGGCAUUGCCUCACUCUGUCUGAUGGGCAAGCUUGAGGAAGUUUUUACCGAAAAAGAACUGAACAGAAUAAAGAGGUGGUGUAUAAUGAGGCAGCAAAACGGCUAUCAUGGAAGACCCAACAAGCCUGUUGACACCUGCUACUCCUUUUGGGUGGGAGCAACUCUAAAGCUUCUGAAAAUAUUCCAAUAUACAAACUUCGAAAGAAACAGAAAUUACAUCUUAUCGACUCAAGAUCGCCUUGUGGGUGGAUUUGCCAAAUGGCCAGAUAGUCACCCAGAUGCUUUGCAUGCAUACUUUGGGAUCUGUGGCUUAUCCCUAAUGGAAGAAAAUGGCAUUUGCAAAGUUCAUCCCGCCCUGAAUGUAAGCACACGAACAUCUGAACGCCUUCAGGACCUCCAUCGGAUCUGGAAGUCCAAGGACUCUAAGCAGUGUCCAGAGGAUGCGCACAUCUCUUCAUGACUGAUUUAGGCAAAAACAAUUGGUAGCAUACCUGUAGCCCAAGGUUAAAAGCCAUGUAUAGCCAAGUGUGCUCUUUCUUUAAAUGGUGGAAUCAUACAAUCAAAUCACAUACUGGUGUCACUUCGGUAUGGGGUAUGGUCUUUAGCCAGUUCCUCUGCACUGGGAUACAAGUAAGUCUUUCAGUUGUUUUGCCAUUUGCCUCCGUGGACUCUAGUGAUUCUAUGGUUGGCUUAUUUUUCCAAGAAAUACCCAGAAGCAAAUUAGUGCUGGGGGAUGUGUGUGUUUUAACUUUUUUAGUGCAAAUCAUAUUGAAGUAUAUUAAUGGAAAAGGAUCUUGGAAGCAAGUUUACAUUUUCUAGAUCAUCAGUCCCCCUUUACAGUGUGACUCUACCAACUGUUCUACCUGUUGUUUAGAACCCCUUAACAGUUGCGUUUCUGGGGAUUAUUUCGUGAGACCAGAUGGGAAAAUUCCAGAGUGUUUAUAAAAUAAAAUUUAAAAAACCCCACAAAUGAUUGUCAUUUUCAUGGGUUUGUAGCUUUGGGUUACUUCUAGCCGCUGGAAUUCUAAGGCAGCGCCUUGUGUUUGUAUCUAAGGGAGUAGUGCUUCUGCUAUCCAUCUGAUGGUUUCCUUCCUCGAUGUGGUUUGAGAGAGCUAAAUUGUAGAAUUUCUUCAAUCAAAACCCAAGGUAUUAGCAAUUUGCCUGCUCUCCCAGAGCAAGUAACAAUUUAUGUUGAAUAAGCGAAGAGCAGAGUUGUCUUCUUUCACUUUUACGCUGUGUACCUUCAGGAAAAUUGUGUAGGUUUUCACUCACCGAGGGGGGCUGGGAUGAUCUGUCAUGCUGUCGAUUCAGCAGUGAUCAGGUUUGCUGAAUUUCUGUCUCUGUUGUGCCUGGGUGCUCAGAGAUAGGGUGGUUCAGUCAAAAUUUGAAUGCCAGACCUUCAAACCAAAUUGCCCAGAUGUCGUAUUCUGUCCUGUUUUUAAUCCUCCCCUUCCAAUUUACAUCACACCUCUCCCUGGCAAACUAUUAAACCAAAAGAGCAAGUGAUUUUUAUGUUGCAUCAACAUCCUGCAUCACUUUUCAGUUCCCUCAAAAGGUUUGCCAAAAUGCACUCUACAGCUCAUCUCUUGAAUGAAUGGAAUGCAGAACACUAGUCAAAGACAUCAACACCACAAACCACUGGAGCCAGAAUUCCCACAUCUUUCGCUUCGAUCCCAGUUGGUUGCUGCUGGAUCAGUUACUCAAGACAUACUAUUUUAGAGCUAUCUUUUCUGCACCAACAAUCGAGUUGAUGUAUUUUUUGCCACAGGGGUGUAGUGUGUAUUCGUUCACCUGCGAAAUGUAGUUAGGAGAGAUUUUUGUGGGGAAGAUCCUUUAGGCCUUUUGUUCUCUGGAGUCUCUUCCAAUCCCUGUUCGUUGUAAUUGUCAGGCUUAUGAGUUUUGCAAUGUCUCCAUUGGCGGGCAGGGGGGGCUUUAUUGUUAAAGGCUCUUUUUGUGAUUUCAAUGUUUAAUGUAUGGACCAGUGAAUGUUUGCUUUCCACAGCAAUGUAUUACAGAAGCACUAUUUGACUAAAAACACUGAGCCAGUGUGAAGUCUGCAGAGAUCAUUUCUAACUUUUUUCUAAAUUGUCAUUUUACAAGGAAACUUCAUGAAUAAAAUAAACUGUAAGCCAGAGUGCUUACAUGUAUAAACAAA